This is a messenger RNA of Ectocarpus sp. CCAP 1310/34, 1124 nucleotides long. Lineage: Eukaryota; Phaeophyceae; Ectocarpales; Ectocarpaceae. The record is from the annotation of a GenBank genome assembly.
GACCAAGCUCAUCUGUGUCGCCGUUCUACUACCGCACUACCGCUUGAAAGAGUUAAACAUCCUUGUGGCCAAUUCUCUCUGGAGCAAGCGCUUCUUCCGCUGUGCAAAAGCAUCACUUUCCGACGGGCGAAGAGGUGGCACCCCUCCUAGACCUACAAAGCCCGGUGGCUCCACAACAAAGCUUGCGUCAAUACAGUGCCAAGAGAGGUGGUAUUGGAAACAUCUCGUCGACGGCUUACCGUAGACGGGCGUGUCGGGCUAUCCUCCUCACCCACUUGGUUACGGAGCAAUUGAGGUUCGAAGGUCGGUCUCCGCGAGAGAGUGCGUUACUGCGAGUAGAUGUCGUACAACAACUUCGCUCCCCCGGCGGGAGGAAUGCGCGGCGCCCCACCCCCAGGGGGUCCUAGCUACGGACAACCGCCGCCGCCGCCUGGCGGCCCUCCCUCGGGCACUACCACGCUCGGUGGCCAGCAGCAGCAACAGCAGCUGCAACCGUUGUAUGGGGGAGGAGGAAGCUAUGCCCCCCCCACCUCCGGCCCAGUGGGUCGAACACCAGGAGCGGCUGGGCCCCCGGCUCAGCAAUACGGGGGCUACGGCGGGGGCGGGGGCGGGGCUCCGCCGGGGGGGCCGCCCCCCCCCCAACAACCACCGGCGGCGGCGGCGGCGACGGCUGGGUUCGGAGGACAGCCGCCGUUUGGCCGAGGAGGCCAGGCUUCCAACGGGAUGCGGAUGGAGGCAACGCCUCAGCCGCCCAUGCCGGGGGCCCCCAUGGGAGGUCCCCCGCCGCAACAGCAGAAGCCAGCGCAGCAGGAGUCUCUUGGCGGCGGCGCGGGCGCUCCGUCGAGCGGACGCGGAGCUCAGUUUUUUUCGGUGGGCGGAGGGACUCUACACCAAAUCCCGCAGCAGGGAGGCCCUCUCACCGCCCCCCCUAUGGGCGCGGCACCGCCAGGCGGCAUGGGCAUGCCACCUCCGCCAACGAGCCAGGGCUUGGCCAAUCAGAUGGGACAGAUGUCUCUGGGCCCGCCACCCAACGGCAUGGGAGCGCCCCCUCACGGAGGCGGCUACGGAGGCCGGCCGGCGGGGCCCGGCGGCCAGGCACCGGGGGGGGGGGGGGGGGGGGGGAG